GGUCCCCCAAGCCAAGCAAUGUGGGCACUAGGAGAUAAAAUUGCCUCUUCUAUAGUGGCGCAAACUGCAGGCAUUCCUACCCUUCCAUGGAGUGGCAGUGGUCUCCAAGUGGAUUGGCAAGAAAAUGACUUUCAGAAGCGGAUCUUGAAUGUUCCCCAGGAGCUGUAUGAGAAGGGCUGUGUGACAGACGUGGAUCAUGGCCUGCGGGCUGCUGAAGUUGUUGGUUACCCAGUCAUGAUCAAAGCCUCCGAAGGAGGGGGAGGAAAAGGAAUUAGGAAAGUAAACAAUGCUGAUGAUUUUCCCAACCUCUUCAGACAGGUACAAGCUGAGGUGCCCGGAUCACCUAUCUUCGUGAUGCGUCUUGCCAAGCAAUCCCGCCACCUUGAGGUCCAGAUCCUUGCGGACCAAUAUGGCAAUGCCAUCUCCCUCUUUGGCCGAGAUUGUUCCGUGCAGCGCCGGCAUCAGAAGAUUAUUGAGGAAGCUCCAGCAUCUAUUGCAACAUUGGCUGUCUUUGAACACAUGGAACAGUGUGCAGUGAAACUUGCCAAGAUGGUAGGCUAUGUCAGUGCCGGGACGGUGGAAUACCUUUACAGCCAGGAUGGGAGUUUUUACUUUUUGGAGCUAAACCCUCGGCUGCAGGUCGAGCAUCCUUGUACAGAAAUGGUGGCCGACGUGAACCUGCCUUCUGCUCAACUCCAGGUAAGUUGAGAAGACUUGCUGGAAGGAAGAGGCUAGUUGCCAAG
Molecule: messenger RNA, 743 nt
Organism: Python bivittatus (Burmese python)
Lineage: Eukaryota; Metazoa; Chordata; Lepidosauria; Squamata; Pythonidae
Source: RefSeq, a predicted model, not a curated record